Messenger RNA from Mytilus californianus (California mussel), 4681 nucleotides. RefSeq names its product TATA box-binding protein-like 1. The coding region runs from base 273 to 1091 and encodes 272 amino acids. Lineage: Eukaryota; Metazoa; Mollusca; Bivalvia; Mytilida; Mytilidae. The transcript is spliced from 5 exons. Gene Ontology annotation, molecular function: general transcription initiation factor activity; DNA binding. Gene Ontology annotation, biological process: DNA-templated transcription initiation. The record is from RefSeq and is a predicted model, not a curated record.
GCAUGGCUGCUGUUGCAAAUGCUGAAAAUUCGUCUGAUAGAAAAAAAUAUAAGAAUUGCCUGUUAAUGCAAUUAUAAGGAUUCAGUCUUAAAACUGGAGUCAUGUCCUGCCCAAAACACAUGUAAUGUCUGUUUGACAUGAAAAAGUUACGGAAAAACGAAAUCCCAUAACCUUCUACAACAACUUUUGUCAACAAAACACAAAUGGACAAUAGAUUAUUAAUAACUUUGUGAUGAUUGUGCAGUUAUAUUUGUUUUAAUGAUCUGUUAAAAAUGACAGACGUCCAACUAGAAGGGGUGACCCCUUUAUUGGAUUCUAGUUCACUGAAGGUAGAGAAUAGCACAAAUAACAAUCAAAAUGGCUUGGAGACCGAAGUUGAAGAAACUGAGGAUGACACUCCAUGUAUUGAUAUCAUUAUAAACAAUGUAGUGUGUACUUUUAGUACACGAUGUCAUUUGAACUUGAGAACUGUGGCAAUGGAAGGUGCUAAUGUUGAGUACAAAAGAGAACAGGGUAUGUGCAAUAUGAGGAUAAGGAGGCCAUACACAACUGCCAGUAUUUGGUCUUCAGGAAAGAUAACUUGUACAGGUGCUACAAGUGAACCAUAUGCAAAAAUUGCUGCCAGAAAAUUUGCCAGACAAUUACAAAGGAUUGGUUUUGAUGUCAAGUUUAGUAAUUUUAAAGUUGUAAAUGUACUAGGAACAUGUUCUAUGCCUUUUAAAAUUAAAGUGGCAGAUAUGGCAAGAAAAUAUCCAAGAGAAGUUAGUUAUGAACCAGAACUGCAUCCUGGGGCAACAUACAGAAUAAAAGAACCAAAGGCCACUCUGAAAAUCUUUACUACUGGAAGUAUAACUGUUACAGCUCCAUGUGUUGACAAUGUCCAGUCUGCUAUUGAACAUAUUUUUCCUUUGGUAGCUGAGUUUAAAGCAGUUAAAAGUGAAGUUAAUGCUGAGCUUCUGAUGAAAGAAGCCAGAUUUAUUCAGAAACACAGAGUGAUCAAACCCAAACGUCCAAUCACUAAAUUUGAAGAGGACUUAGAGUAUGAAGAUUCAAGUGAUGAAGAUUUUGAUAGUGAGGAAGAUCAGGAUUAAAAAUUUGAAAUGCAUUUAUGAAAAUAGAGGUCAAUCAGAUUUGUUGCUUUUUUAUUCAAUAUACAUGUACAAAAAAACUAGCAUUACUGAUUUGAAAAAAAGCAGUUCACUAAAUUAACAAAGUUGAUUGAUUAUACAUGUGUUUAUUUGAUAUUGUUCAAUUGUGGGUGUUUGUUAAUGUUGGAUAUUUUUGUGUCAUUUACCACUGCAAUAAUAUAAACAAACCUUCAAAUCUAUGAACUGUUAUGAGGGAGAUCUACCUCAUGGAAAAUAAUGUAAUUGGAAAUAAUUUGCUGCCAGACUUUUUUCAUGUUUGAUAUUUUUAAAAGUCAUUAAGCUUCAUGAAGGAAUAACUAGUUUCAUAUAUUUCAAGAUUGACAAAUUUGGCUGUCAAAUCGUUGUUCUUGCGGCCACUUUUUAUUGGGGGAAGAAUCUGGAGAGAACCACUGUCAGACCUUCAACAGGAAGACUAGCAAUCCUAGUAAAUUAAGAUUAGAGUCAAACUCCUUUUUGUCUAAUGGCUUUUGUUUUCUUUUGUUAUGUAAAUUGAUAAAGUUUUAUAGUCAGCUAUUAUUUUUUUCUAAAAUGAUAUAUACUCAAAGCUCAUAAAAUUACCUUUAACAAACAGUUUAAACUUUUGAACAUUUCAUAUGUUUAAAUUCCAGGUUCUUUAUAAAUGUCAUAGAUUCCUAGACUAGUUACCACUUUAUGAAAGGCUGUGUUCUCUAUAGAUGUAAUUUGAUACUUGAUUGACAUAGAUUGUCCAUAUGGCAGUGAAUUAUUAAAUUGGGUAAUUACUACCAUUUUAACAUUACAAGUUAUCACUGCAUAGUAUUUAUAAUAGUAUAUUUUUUGUAUGAGAUUUUUGUCUAGGAAUUGUAAUAUGUUUGGUAGAUGAUAGGCUUUUUUUUAUAAAAAUAAUGGGUAUUAAUGGCACACAUCAAAUUACAUUGUUGGUAUCAUGCAUUACAUUACAUUGUGAGUAUCAUGCAUUACAUUUCAUUGUUGGUAUCAUGCAUUACAUUACAUUGUGAGUAUCAUGCAUUACAUUACAUUGUGAGUAUCAUGCAUUAUAUUACAUUGUGAGUAUCAUGCAUUACAUUUCAUUGUUGGUAUCAUGCAUUACAUUACAUUGUGAGUAUCAUGCAUUACAUUACAUUGUGAGUAUCAUGCAUUACAUUACAUUGUGAGUAUCAUGCAUUUCAUUACAUUGUGAGUAUCAUGCAUCACAUUACAUUGUAGGUCAUGCAUCACAUUAAAUUGUUGGUAUCAUUGUAUUUAUGAGGCUCAAUAAAGGGGGGAGCUUGUUGAUUACAAACCUUAAAUUUUUUGUCAUUGUAAUCAUAUAGUAUAAAACAUUCUUUUCCAAAUUGCAUGUUAUCAGGAACUGGUAAUAAAAACACAAUCCUUUUUAGAUAGCUUGAUAUCAGGAAUGGAUGAUUACAGUAAUCAAAAAAUAUUUCUUCUCCAAAUAGCUUGAUAUCACUAUCAAAAACUGGUAGACUAUUCCAAAAUUAAUCCUGGUGGUGAAAUGGGAGGCACUCAAACUGAUUAAUUGUGGUUGGUUGUAUUUUCCUCGGAAUUUUGAAAGUAUUAUUAGUAAAAUGAAAGAGUAUUCUAUGGAUGGUUGUGUUCUAAUAAAAGUGCCUCCCAUGCCAGGCCCCAUGUGUUUAAUUCUGGAACAGCCCUAAUAAAAAAAGUGCCAAAUUCAAUGCCUUGUAUAAAUCAAAUAGUUUAAAUCUGAUAAUAUCAACAUAAUAUGAUUUGUUUAUUGUUGUCAGGUAAAGAUAAACUCCACCAAGGGCCUCAUUUAAUCAUGUGGCAUUAUUGUUUUUGGCUAUUCCAUUAUAUUGAUAUUCUUUGGGGAGAAGGCAUUUUCUGAGAUUGGCUUGGGGUGCAAUCAUUCUCUUGCUUACCUGUCGUCUGAGUUGAUAUUACACAGAAACAAGUUUACGAUAUACUGUUUUCCUACAUUUGCAAAGUAAGUCCAAUUUAACUGAAGUCAUUGCAUUACUCUUUUUGCUUGCAUUCUUGUCUGUUUAGUGAUCUUUUGGUUUUUCAUGGUUCAGGUGCAGUCAUAAAAUAAUCUGUAACCACUACUACGUAUCACACAUCAUAGUGGAUUAAUCACAAGUAAUGUAGUGAUGUGAAUUACUGUGUAUCUCACUUAACUACACUUGUAAUUCAGUGCUACAUCUCGCACAUCAUUGUGGAUUAUUCACAAGUAAUGUAGUGAUGUGAAUUACUUUGUAUCUCACUUAACUACACUUGUAAUUCAGUGCUACAUCUUGCACAUCAUUGUGGAUUAAUCACAAGUAAUGUAGUGAUGUGAAUUAUUGUGUAUCUCACUUAACUACUAAUGUAAUUCAGUGCUACAUCUCACACAUCAUUGUGAAUUAAUCGCAAAUUAUGUAGUGAUGUGAAUUACUGUGUGUCUCACUUAACUUAUUUAUUAAGUCUGGGAAACAUUUCAAAAGAUAGAAAACCUUUAAUGACUCAGAAAAAAACAUGCACUUCACUUGUGUGGUGACAUCAUCUACAAUUAUGCCAGUGUUUCCAAACUUUCAUAUUUUCCAGACUUGUCUUUAUUUUUUAGAAAUGUUGGUUAAUUGACAGUAAUUGAUCUGGGUUUUUAUGUAUUUUUCAAUGUAAACAUAGUCCUUCUUUUUCCUAUUACAAGCACAUUUUUGGUCAAAAAUAUAUCAGGAGUAAAUACUGUAUUAGAUACCCCGUCAUGUCAGGGUUAUUGGAUGGCAGACAGGUGAUGUUUACCUCUUUACCUCAAAAUUAACAGGUAAAUUGAUUCUCAUGUUUGAGUAGUUUCUCAACAAAAUAAGUUUAGAAAAAUUCCUUGAUAAUUUUUGUAUAUGCUGUAUGAGUUAAGAAAUAUUCAUUUAAUUUACUAGCUAAGUAUAUGAGGAAGAAAGUAACCUCGGAUCUAAAUGUUAUUUUUAUUUUGAUUGUACAGAUACCAAAAAAUCAGGUUGUACAGUUUGCAAAUGUAACUAUGCAAAAAAUGGUAAUAUUUAUUUAUACCUUGCAAUUGAAAUGUUUUAAGAAGUAUUAUCUUACUGUUUCAUAGAUCUGCAAUGUAAUCUGACACAAAUUUUGUAAACAAUCACAUCAUUUAAGAAUCAGGCUGCAUAUUCUUUUUGAAUCAAACGAAUAUCUUUAGACAUUUAUACUAAGGCUUUUUUUUUGGAGAUGUAAAUGUAUCAAUAAUGCUUUGUGAUUGAAUUAUCAUAUGAAGUGAGAUAAAUUGAAAAAGACUAUAUAUAGGAUUUGAUAUUUUCUGGUUCCCCCCUUCCUAUAAAAAAGAUAGAUUAGGACUAUAUCAGCUAGCUGUGUACAAAUUAAAGUUCAAUCGAAAAUCUUUAAAUUUAAGAUGUGUCUUUAAUUUCCUGAUUCUUACAUGGAGUACUUUUUCUAUUUUUCAGUUGUUAAUUAACAAUAGGCUGUUUAGAGUAUCUGACAACAUGUAUGAAUGUUUUAUGUAUGUUUACAUAGUUGUUGUCUGAGGAGGAAUGUUUUGUGUAUGACCAUUUUGGAGUCUUCAUUUUUGUAUGGAAUAAAAACAAUUUCCAUGAUAA